Molecule: messenger RNA, 3230 nt
Organism: Varanus komodoensis (Komodo dragon)
Lineage: Eukaryota; Metazoa; Chordata; Lepidosauria; Squamata; Varanidae
Gene: OGG1
Product: 8-oxoguanine DNA glycosylase
Exons: 7
Coding region: 1-1269 (422 amino acids)
Biological process (GO): base-excision repair; nucleotide-excision repair; base-excision repair, AP site formation
Cellular component (GO): nucleus
Molecular function (GO): 8-oxo-7,8-dihydroguanine DNA N-glycosylase activity; damaged DNA binding
Source: RefSeq, a predicted model, not a curated record
AUGGUGAUUUUGCGGGCUCGGAGCUGCGGGUCUCGCGCCAAGCUGGUACACCGGCAGCUGCACCAGGAGCAUCGGCAUCUCCGCGCCCCGUCCGAGGGCGGCCGCGGCGGCAGCAGAAGGGACGAUAUGAACUCUCGCCCGGCCCCGCUGCCUCGAGCCACCCCCUGGCGCUCCCUGCCGUGCCCGCGCGCCGAACUCCGCCUCGACCUGGUACUCUGUGGCGGGCAGACCUUCCGGUGGUCAGAAACCAGUCCCGGCUACUGGACUGGUGUGCUGGCAGGACGGGUUUGGACCCUCACACAGUCAGAGGAGCAGCUUUGGUACACGCUGCAUGAUGAGGACAAGGAAGAGGGCGGCAGCAAGGAGGACGACAGCCCCUCCGAGCCACCGCUGAAAAAAGGGAAGAAGCAGACACAGUCCGAGGCAAGCCAUGCUGGGACGAGCGAACGCCAUUUACCAGGAGAAAUGAUCCGGGGAAUGGACGGAUUGACUCCCUCACAGAUCCUGCAGGACUAUUUCCAGCUACACGUCAACUUAUCUGCAUUGUACCAGGGUUGGUCUUAUGUUGAUUCACAUUUCCGGGAAGUGGCCAUCAAGUUCCCAGGGGUUCGGGUGCUGCGGCAGGACCCCGUGGAAUGCCUCUUCUCCUUCAUCUGCACCUCCAACAACCAUUUGUCACGCAUCACCAACAUGAUCCAGCACCUGUGCCAGGCCUUCGGGCGCCGCCUGUGCCAGCUGGACACCAAGACAUACCACGCAUUCCCCUCGCUGCAGGCGAUGGCAGGAGCAGACACGGAAGCCCGGCUGAGAGACCUGGGCUUUGGGUAUCGGGCAAGGUUUGUUGGAGAGAGUGCCCGUGCUGUCCUGAAGACGCUUGGCGGUGCCGCUGGCCUGCAGCAGUUGCGCUCCGUCCCCUACGAGCAGGCCCGGCACGCCCUGUGCACCCUUCCGGGCGUGGGAGUCAAGGUGGCGGACUGCGUGUGCCUCAUGGCGCUGGACAAGGCUGAGGCGGUGCCUGUGGACACCCACAUAUGGCAGGUUGCCAAACGCUACUAUGGCCAAGAGCUGGGCAUGGGAGCCCGCAGCGUGACGGAGCGGGUUCAUCGAGAGAUCGGGAACUUCUUUCGGAGCCUGUGGGGACCGUAUGCUGGAUGGGCACAGGCGGUCCUUUUUUGUGCGGAUCUAAGAAAAUACCAGGAGUCUCCUGAUCCAGAUGCCAAACAGCGCUGUGACAAAGUGGCCAGAAGCAGCCACUCGACCUUGACAUAAGCGUCUCUCUUGCAGCCCCAGUAUCAUUUGUGUGUCUGAUCCAGGCAAGAAAACAGUUUCCUCUGCAAGGCUGGAGCCAGGGAGAGAAGGCUGCCCACCGCAGACGGGCCACCGCCUGAGCUGCUGCAGAGAGGGCCCAGGGGGCGUGAGCUGUGGGCCUCCUGCUUAAGCUGUUUGGGGUUUUUGUCCACCAGGGGUUGUUUGUGGCCUAAGCAUGAUGUGUAGCUGCCGUGUGUUGUGUAGAAUAGAAUGCUUUUCCUGUAGCUUUUGUCACUUGCUUUGACUGGGGGUACAGUAUUACUGUGGUAAGGCCAGUUCUCAGUCGGCCAUUGGAGGCAGAAGACCUUCUUGCCAGAACCAAGGCCAUGGAUUUGGACUUCAGUCUGAAUUAUGGGGUGAUUAUCUCACUGUGAAAGAACAAUUUUACACACAAUGAAAGUGUGAGGGGGACCAGACAGCAGUCAGUGAGGGCUGAAGUCUCCGUGCUUUUGUUGGUCUGCUGAAGUUGGUUGUCUGGAUCAGGAAGGGGGUGUUGUGGGACAGAUUGCAGAUGGGUAGCCUGACCCAGUUCCAGCCCCACUACGGAAUUUCAUUGGACCUACUGAAACUUAAUCUACAUGUGGCUGAAAAGGCAGGCCGUGGUGUCACUAGUAAUUAAAGGGAAAUGUUUUUGAACUGGAAGCGAAAGAUGUCAUGUUAUUUCACAGCUCUCUAACGUGCAUGUAAGGUGGAAACAUUUGCAUAUAGAGCCGUGUCUUAAUGCACGUGCUCUGUAACUACAGAGCCCUUGCCCCUGGGUGGCCCCCAUCUUCCUAUUACGGAGCCUAACCACUUGCGAAAGGUCCGUUUGUGUGAAAAACAUGCAUUCCUAUCCUACUUGACCUCUGGUUGGGAAGCAGAGGGGUUCCCCAGGAAUCAGGCAUCCCUGGUCUAAAUCAUACCACACUUUGCCCUCUUCUAGAGCACUUUUAGUCAUGAUUAAGUCACCACAGAACAAAUUCGGAAUGACUAACCCAGUCCAGCCACUUUCAGUAGGACUAAGACUACCAUCUUAAGCAAACCUGCUUGAGUCUGUGCCCUAUGGAACUCAAUGGGACUUGGUUCUGAGUAGAUAAAGCAGGCUCUGCUGUUGGUCUGGACCAACUUGCUGGUUCAUGCCUCUUGUGUUUUGCAGGUGAUCAUAUUCUAAAUGAGAGAACUGGAUCCUUCCAGUGAAUAGGGGGGACAGAGGAAAGGUUUGCUGGUAACGGUUACCUUUGUGCCAACACCCAGAAACGAGAAUCACCUCUGAAAGGUGCUUCUUGUCUCACCUCCGGUUUGAUCUUCGUGGCCAUUCCAGCUAUUUGAAGCAACUGUAAAUAGGCCCUCUUCCACCCCUUAUAUGCGUGUAUAUAUAUAUAUCAAACAUCGUCCUCCAUUUUCUCUUGCUUUUUUCCUUUACUUGGAAUGGUAUUCCUGAGCAUCUUCAUUUUAAUUCUGUAGCCUAGCUUACCUUUCUUUUCCUGCCUAGCUCUCCUUUUCUCCUGCUCUUGUCAUCAAUAUCCUCCGUCUCUAUGAUGAGGUCUCAAGGGAUAGUUUGUUGGGCAAACUGAGUUAUGCUGCAGCCAAAGCUCAGCACCUUUAGGUUCUGCUGCUUUUAAUGGGAGACUCUUAAAUGUGUGCGCACGUGUGUGUGUGUGUGUGUGUGCACACACGUGCAUCUCCCUGUCAAAAUUAAUGAAAUGUUAGCAGCAUGCAAUUUGGACUGGGACGACUUGGGUUUUUAAUCACCUCAGGUUUUAGUAAACCAUGAUUUGACAUUUUAUUCCCAUGUAUAUUCCUUGAUUUUCUCUUGUCUACCCUGCACUGUGAGCUAUUUUGGGCAGAGACCUCUUUGUUUUCACCCUUUUAUACAGUGUUUAGCCUACUUCUAGGUGCUGUAUCAACAAUGUUAAAAAAUAAACAAUGAUGGUGGGACUGUU